Messenger RNA from Dunckerocampus dactyliophorus (ringed pipefish), 3000 nucleotides. It is a transcript of the gene psmd14, whose product is annotated as proteasome 26S subunit, non-ATPase 14. Gene Ontology annotation, biological process: protein deubiquitination; proteasome-mediated ubiquitin-dependent protein catabolic process. The transcript is spliced from 11 exons. NCBI's taxonomy places the organism in Eukaryota, Metazoa, Chordata, Actinopteri, Syngnathiformes, Syngnathidae. Gene Ontology annotation, cellular component: proteasome regulatory particle, lid subcomplex. The record is from RefSeq and is a predicted model, not a curated record. Gene Ontology annotation, molecular function: metallopeptidase activity; proteasome binding; protein binding. The coding region runs from base 121 to 1053 and encodes 310 amino acids.
GGAAGCUGUUCUAUGUAAAACAUCAUUCUGGCUGAUUCAUUGUAGGUAGUCGAGCUGAUUUCCUUUCGAGUAUUAAGGCGGGCUAUAACCUCUCAAAGCUGACAACCAACAGAUUCUGACAUGGACCGUCUGUUGAGACUUGGAGGUGGAAUGCCAGGGCUUGGCCAGGGCCCCCCAACAGAUGCGCCAGCCGUGGACACAGCAGAGCAAGUCUAUAUCUCAUCUUUGGCACUGCUCAAGAUGUUGAAGCAUGGGCGUGCAGGUGUACCAAUGGAAGUCAUGGGAUUGAUGCUGGGAGAAUUUGUUGAUGACUACACAGUGCGAGUCAUCGAUGUGUUUGCUAUGCCCCAGUCUGGAACGGGUGUGAGUGUUGAGGCAGUGGAUCCUGUAUUCCAAGCUAAGAUGUUGGACAUGCUGAAGCAGACCGGCAGGCCCGAGAUGGUGGUGGGUUGGUACCACAGUCACCCUGGUUUUGGCUGCUGGUUGUCUGGGGUGGACAUCAACACACAGCAGAGCUUUGAGGCGCUGUCAGAGAGAGCUGUCGCAGUGGUGGUGGAUCCCAUUCAGAGUGUCAAGGGAAAGGUUGUCAUUGAUGCCUUCAGACUGAUCAAUGCCAAUAUGAUGGUGUUGGGUCAUGAACCAAGACAAACCACAUCAAAUCUGGGUCAUCUGAACAAACCCUCAAUCCAGGCUCUGAUUCAUGGACUGAACAGACACUACUACUCCAUCACCAUUAAUUAUAGGAAAAAUGAGUUGGAGCAAAAGAUGCUGCUGAAUUUGCAUAAAAAGAGUUGGAUGGAAGGUCUCACCCUUCAGGAUUACAGCGAGCACUGCAAACUGAAUGAAACCAUUGUCAAGGAAAUGCUGGAACUAGCUAAGAACUACAACAAGGCUGUUGAAGAAGAGGACAAAAUGACGCCAGAACAGCUGGCAAUCAAGAACGUUGGCAAACAGGAUCCCAAGAGGCACCUGGAAGAGCACGUAGACGUGUUAAUGACAUCUAACAUUGUCCAGUGUCUUGCUGCCAUGUUGGACACUGUCGUUUUCCAGUGAUGUUUAUAACUGUUAAUAAUUACAACCCUUUUUUCUUUUCUAUAAAAUAAAUGUAUGUAUAGAUAAUGACGGACUUUGUCUUUGAUUGAAGGUGUUUAAUCCAAAAAAAUCUUUACAUACGGUAAUAGAGAAAUUUGCUAUAUCACCUGGGUGUUUAUUGUUAUCAGAGUAGCUCAUCUGCCAUCACUGCAGAAUUUUUUUUUUGUGCACAGCUCAGAGGUCAUUGUUUUAUUUUGGACAAAUCAAAUCACAUUGGCUGAGAAUAAUUGCUCCUGAAUCAACUGGGAGAACAUCCCAUCAGGGAAUGUUGAGUUGCAGCAAUGUCCUGGCACAAUUGACACACGGCUUUUUGUUUUGUUUUGUUUCUGACACUGUCCUCUUUAUCACAGCAUGCAGUGCAAAAUUGUGUUGGCAUUUCCAUGCCACUACUGUGACCAUCACACAGUGUCUCCUUUCUCACCCAGCUUGUCAGCUUCAGUGUUGCUGAAUCGUUCUUGGUCUUUAAGCUUGCAGCCAUCACUCAUGGUAAAAAUGCCAUUUUUAUUCCCUCAGUCGUCUAACUAUAAUGUCUAAUCUCCCAGUAGGUUUCAGGAUCACUUGAAUCCCAACUGAAUCUUAUCCAUGGCCUCACUGACAAAGUAAAAGUGGUGAUUCAUAUAAUUUCCUAAUGAGUUGUUAACACUUUCCUUGAAAAAUCCCAAACAGUUUCAGUCAGAAAGAAGAACAUGCCUUCUUUCUCCUCCCUUUCCAGUAUGUCCUCACAAGAGAGUCAGGACAAACUUGGUCCACGGCCAUUUAUCCAAAAGGUUUUAUGGUUACAUCAUUUUUGUUCCAUAACAAACUCUCCUGAAGUGAUCCUUUUAAAGUGAGCGUAUAUCUAAUUUUAUUGGAAUAAUAAAAAAAAGCACAGCUUCAUAAUCUGUAAUAUACAGUAGCUCUAAAGCUAGGAACUCAAUUUCUCCCAUUUUAAUAUGAAACUACUCUGCAUGUUAUAAGUCAGGGGUUCUCAAAGUUUUUUGAACCACAUACCCCUUACAGGGGAGAACUUUUUUUCAAGGGCCCUCAUAAUCUUCAUGCAGAUUUAAAAAAUAAAUGAAUUCUGUCGUUUGUAUUAGAUUAAGGUGUUCAAAAGUCCUGUUUUGCCAGAACAUGACCUGUCUUCAUAUCCUGUCCUGGCUGUGAUGAAGUGUUGAAAAUCUCCUGGUUUUCAUUGUUUUUUAUUGGGCCGUUAAACUGAUUGACAUUAUGGCACUCUGCUGCAUAUGAUGUAAUCCAUGAGAGGCUGCCGUGUGGGUGGCUUUUAGUGUUGCCAAAAGGCCAAAGAAAAAGCAAAACACACACCGUUAAUCCUCUGAUGGUUGCAGAAUUGAAGUCUCAUAAUAUUUGGGAUGUCAUGCACAACAGCGGUUCAAAUUCCAAAGUUAAAAAAAACAAAUUUAGGUUACGUUCUAAAACUAACACAUUUGACCUCUGGUUCCUGUGUCGUUCUGUUUUUGGAAUCAUAUUCGUGCUGGUUUUUGAACAUCCUUUCUUUGCAAUUGUGUGUUUGGUCAUACAGUAAUCCCUCGUUUAUCGCGGUCAGUUGUUUAUGCACCUGACUGUGACAAGUGAAUUUCCGUGACGUAGGAAUCCUUAUUUAUAAAUAAAAUAUGUUCGUAAAUAGAGCAUAGAAAUGCUGUUUACGACCUUCUAAAUAUGGUUUUUAAACAUUAGAGCCCUCUAAACAUUAAAUAACACCCCUAUAGUCACCUUUACACUCGUACUACCUAAUAUAAUAAACAGAGAAAAUAAGCCAUUAAAGACUUAAAAAUAAGACUUGUUUUUGGAAAAUAUAGAGUGAAGUUGCAAAAUUCAAACCGUAAUAUGGUGAGGUAUGACUGUAUAUAGUAUUUUGUAAUAUAACAAUUUUCUAUCCAUACUGAGGAGACAUACUGUACUUAUGUAUUG